UUGAAUUUCCACUUUCCAAAAUAUGGAACUUUUGCCAGACGAUUGUUUUGCACACAUUUUAUCAUUCACAUCUCCUCAGGACGUGUGCAGGUCCUCUCUAGUCUCCUCCAUUCUGCAGUCAAUGGCAGAUUCAGAUGCUGUCUGGGAGAAAUUUUUGCCAUUUAAUUAUCAAGAAAUUGUUUCUAGGUUGGUGGCACCAUUACUGCCAUGUUCGUCAAAGAAAGAUUUGUUUGUCAAGUUAUGCAAACCACAACCAAUUGACGACGGUAACAAGAUGUUCUGGAUUGAGAAAAGAACGGGCAAAAUAUGUUACCUGUUGAGCGCAAGGGAGCUUUCAAUUACAUGGGGAAACAGCCUUCUGUAUUGGUCAUGGAAACCCAUUCAAGGAUCAAGAUUUGAAGAAGCUGCUGAGCUAAUAACGACUUGUUGGCUAGAAAUCAAGGGUAGCAUAAAGAGUGGAAUGUUAUCUCCGAAAACAUUGUACGGAGCGUACUUGAAGGUGAGAAUCGCGGAUCGUGCUUACGGGUUGGACUCGUUACCGUCGGAGGUGUCGGUAGAGGUUGGGAAUCGCAACUCCCGAGGAACUCUUUACAUACACUCGCAUUGUAAAACAAACCGGAAAUCGUCUUGUCAUUGUAAUUGUAAGCGUGAAGAUGAGUGGUCGGAGAUUGAGUUGGGGAGUUUCUACACCCAUUCCAAAGAAGAAGAAGAAGAAGAAGAGGUGAGAAUGUGCCUUAAGGAAGUUAAAGGGGUGCAUUUAAAAGGUGGCCUCAUAGUUGAUGGAAUUGAAGUAAGGCCCAAAUUGUUGAAACAAGACUCAACAUGUGGGCCGUAAUGUACAUUCUAGGCCCAAACGGAGUAUGUUUUAUGUAACCCUAGUAAUACCGUAGCCGCGCUCUUUAUAAACCUCGUGUGCGGUGGUCACUCACCCACUUGAAAAAAAAAUAAGAUGGCGUCUGGGUUGUGUUGUGUCCCUUCCUAUUGGGUUUUUUUCUAGUCAGUUCUUUGCAUUGAUUUUCCUUGCAUCUUAUCAAUGUCAUUGGUUGAUUUGUUAUGUUUGUCUGGGAGUGCUGAUUUUUCGUUUUUCUAAU
Cajanus cajan (pigeon pea) is the source of this 1091-nucleotide messenger RNA. Its product is annotated as F-box protein PP2-B15. The record is from RefSeq and is a predicted model, not a curated record. Gene Ontology annotation, molecular function: protein binding. NCBI's taxonomy places the organism in Eukaryota, Viridiplantae, Streptophyta, Magnoliopsida, Fabales, Fabaceae.